This is a messenger RNA of Symbiodinium natans, 837 nucleotides long. Lineage: Eukaryota; Dinophyceae; Suessiales; Symbiodiniaceae. The record is from the annotation of a GenBank genome assembly.
AUGCGCAUCGCUUCCAUUGCGCUGCCAUUCGCCGGCAGCUGCCUCUGUGCAGAGCCGAAAGUCGAAAGGUUGGCGACUGGAUUUCGAUUUACGGAAGGACCCGCGCUGGCCCUCGACGGCUCGGUCUACUUCACAGAGAUCUUUACAAGGAGGACUUAUCGUUGGCUGCAAGCUGGUGAGGUCGGUGAGGUCGUUCUUUUUCAAGAAGAGAACGGCCAAGCGAACGGCCUAGCCUUUGACACCGAUGGCAACCUCUUCAUUUGCGAACAGCACACCAGAAGGAUUUCGAAAUUAACCAGCGAUGGUGAUUUAGUCAAGCUAAUCGAUACUUUCGAGGGCAAGAAGCUAAAUAGCCCAAAUGACUUGUUUCUGUCUCCAAAUGGUGGGAUCUAUUUUACGGAUCCCAGAUUCACCAAUCGCGAGUCGAUGGAGCUCGAUCAUGAAUCGGUCUACUUCCUGAAUUCGAGAGGUCUUCUGGCAUUGGCAGCUGAUGGACUGGUUCGCCCAAACGGAAUCGUGGGCACCCCGUGCGGGAAGUGGCUUUAUGUCGGCGAUCAGAGCGACAGGAAGACCUUCCGCUAUAGAGUUGCUAACAACGGCUCACUGUCAGGUCGCAUGCUAUUUGCAGACCAAGGUUCGGAUGGCAUGGCAAUCGACAGUAAGGGAAACCUCUACCUGACUGACGAGGGCGUGGAUAUCUAUUCCCCCGAAGGUGAACACCUGAAAUCUGUGAGGCUUCCGGAAAAACCAACGAAUGUUGCGAUCCUCUCCGAGUCGCCCGUCGUGAUUUUCGUCACGGCUCGGGCUUCAAUCUUUCGAGUCAUUAUCGAACGAUAG